Molecule: messenger RNA, 471 nt
Organism: Suillus subaureus
Lineage: Eukaryota; Fungi; Basidiomycota; Agaricomycetes; Boletales; Suillaceae
Exons: 4
Source: RefSeq, a predicted model, not a curated record
AUGGGUAGCGGUCCCUCUAUAUUUGUGCGCACGCCGCAAGAGCAUCUGGAGCACAUGUGGAGAAAUCCUAGUCCACUCACACAUUCCUGUCCACCCGGACAUGUGCGCGUAUAUCUUCUUCCAGAAUGGACUCGGGGCAAAAACCCGAUGAAAGAGCCCUGGGCUGCACUUAAAAAUGACUUUGCGCUUGAACCUACGGGUGAGCUGGAUUUGAAGAAAGUGAAGGGUAAAUGGGCCCUGGAACGGUGUUCGGCGAUCGAUCUGGAGAGAAUGCAGCCGUUUGAGGAGAACUGUAAGGGAAGAUUGUCGCUGCUUGCUUUAAAAGUAUUGGCUGAUUCGAAGGGUAUUGUUUGGCUAUAUGAACCAACGCCCUCUGAAGACACCGCGUCCCUACGCGCAGACCGCCUACGUAUUGUGCGGCAGUACGACGCGGCAGUUGAACGCAUUUUGGAAGCGACACUAGGUCGCAUC